Ostrea edulis (European flat oyster) is the source of this 1070-nucleotide messenger RNA. RefSeq lists its product as uncharacterized. The record is from RefSeq and is a predicted model, not a curated record. The coding region runs from base 251 to 631 and encodes 126 amino acids. Lineage: Eukaryota; Metazoa; Mollusca; Bivalvia; Ostreida; Ostreidae. The transcript is spliced from 4 exons.
CAUCACUGUUUGCUAUCUUCAUCAUCACAUUGUCUUCAUUAUAGCAAGUAUUUUCACUUAUUGUCAUAUCGCCUCCCUGAAGGUUUUACUCCGUCAAAUACGGUACUGUGUCCAUUACUUGUUUUAAUUUAAAAUUACGUCUUCUGUUUAGGGUGCGCCUGGACGUUCUUUGGUUAUAACUGCAAUGAAACGUGCAGCAUGAGAUGCUUCAAUCAAACAUGUGGCACUGUGACCGGAUCAUGUGUACAGAAUGAGGUCAAUUAAAACAAGAAAUGAUCCACCUCCUCAAGACAUACUUCCAACGGAAACAGCUGGAAAUUUAUGUCAGAACAACGACAGAGUAGGUCAAACUUUCACCAACAUCUACGAUAAUCUGGAUCCAAAAGAUAAGCUCAUCUCAAAACCGGAAAGGAAAUCAACUCCUGUCACAAACGCGAAGAAAUACGAAACCAAGGCUGAUUACGACACUGAUGACGAAGGCGUAGAGAAUCCCUAUGGUGAUCUGUAUAUAAAUGAAGAAACCAUAGCUGAUGUUCCCGUCAGUCCGGUGGAGAGAGUUGUUGCCGAAAAAAAGAAAGACGAAGAGGAUGGGUUUAAAAGAAAAUAUGCUAUGUUGCCGUACGGUGAAUAACACCAGUGUGAUGCCGGAAAGUGACCUGAAAACAUGCCAAAAACAGAUUUAAAACAACUUUCCCGUGUAUGUUUUCAUGAUUAUAUUUGUAAUGAUAGAAUCCCUGCUUUAUAGAUUAACUGCAUUACAUAUAAAUAUUUUCUAUUUCUGCACAAGACUAGCAGGUAAUAUAAAAGCAACUAGAAAUGUGGGACCUGAACUUUAUUCUGUCCUCAUUCUCCUGGAAUGAUUAUGUGCCAUGGAGCGCAAAUCUUACCUGUUUUAGAACUUUUAUAGUGACCUUGAAUAUGUUAGUAUUGAACAUUAAUAGCGAUCGGCUCUUCAUCAUAUUGCACAACGGUGUUGAAUGAAUAUUUUUUGGAAAAUUGUAACUACUUGUUCAAAUAUAACUUCGACGUUGGCCGAAUCCCUGUAAUAUAAACUUGCAAGGAACACCUUC